GGACAGGGGGACACGGCCUGAAGGGUGAGGGGGACAUCCUGAGGGGUGAGGGGAUGAGGGAACAAGGCCUGAGGUGUGAGGGGACAGGGGGACACGGCCUGAAGGGUGAGGGGGACAUCCUGAGGGGUGAGGGGAUGAGGGAACAAGGCCUGAGGUGUGAGGGGACAGGGGGACGUCCUGAGGGGUGAAGGAAUGGGGGCACACAGCCUGAAGGGUGAGGGGACAUCAUGAGGGGUAAGGGGAUGGCCGGGACAUCCUGAGGGAUGAGGGGAUGGCAGGGACAUGGCUGAGGGGUGAGGGGAGAGGGGGACAUCCUGAGGGGUGAGGGGAUGGUAGAGACAUGACCUGAAGGGUGAGGGGAUGAGGGGACAUCCUGAGGGGUGAGGGGAGAGGGGUCAUGGCCUGAGGGGUGAGGGGAUGAAGUAGGGGGGAAGAGGAGCUGAGAACAGCGACAGAGAAGGGGGAAAGAGGAACCCAAAAUGAGAGGAAUGCGGGAGAGAAAAUGGGGAGAAAAACUGAAAGGAAAGGUGGGUAAAAGCAGACAGAAAAGAGGGAAAAUGGGGCAAGAAAGAAAGGGGUGAGGGGAUGGAAAUUAGUGGGAAAACGUGUGAGGAAACGGUGGGAAAAUGUGACAGGAAAGGCUGGAAGAGGUGACAAGAAGUGGAGGGCAAAAAUAGACAGGAAAGGGAGCAGAAAAGAGGGAAGAGGAUAUGCUGGAAGAAGUGACAGAUUGGGGUCAAAAAGGGGACAGAAAAUGACAUCAGGAAGGGACAGAAACAGCUGGAAAAGGGGACAAAAAUUAGGGCAAAGAGUGGAUGGGAAAUGGUGGGAAGAUGUGAGGGGGAAAGGUGGAAAAAUGUGAGAUGAAAAGGGUGGGGAAAUGUGAGGGGAAAAGGUGGGGAAAUGUGAGGUGAAAAAGUGGGAAAAUUGAAGGGAACUGGCGUGAAAAUGAGGGGGGAAAGGCAGGAAAACAUGAGGAGGAAGGGUGGGAAAAAAUAGGGAAAAAAGCAGGAAAAUAUGAGGAAAAUAUGAGGGAAAGGGCGGGAAAACGUGAGGGGAAAAAGGGCGGGAAAACGUGAGGGGAAAAGAGCAGGAAAACCUGAGAAUGGGAAGGAGAGGAGCUGAGAAAGCUGCAGAAAGGUGAGGGGAAAUGGGGGAUGAAAAGGGACAAAGUGUAAGGACAAAAGACAGAAAAGUGUGAAAAGGGGACUGGAAAGAGAGUGUUGGUGACAGAAAAUGGGGCAAGAGAGGAAAGGGCUGGUGAGGGAUAUGAAGGACAGAAAUGGAAGGGACGGAGGUGGCAGGAACUGGAGGAAGGAGUUGACAGGAAUGGGAGAAACCCUGGAGAAAAGAGAUAAGGAGGGAGAAAGUGGUGAAACGUGACAGAAAAUGUGGGGCUGAGGGUGGAUAAAGGGGAAUGAAGAGGAUGAUGAGGUAACAGAAGAGGACAAGCCAGUGCCCACCAUCAUCAUCCCCCAUGUACCCCCUUGUCCCCACCGUGUCCCUUCAGGCUGCAGUGAUGGACCUGGACCCACACAGUGAGGGGCUCUACAGCCAAGACCCCCCAAGACCACCGUGUGUCCCAGUGUGCCCCCGCCCCAGGGAAGAGGCGGUCUCAGGUGUCCCCAAGAGAGGCAGUGUCCCUGUGUCCUGCCCUGUUGUCCCCUCAGGUCCCCCUCGGGGGAUCCCACAGCUGGAGGUGCUGCUGAGGCAGGUGCACAGCCUGCAGAAAGUCCGUGAGGCCACAGCACAGGAGCUGGUGAAGGCACAGGACUGCAGUGAGGGGUUGAGCCAGCAGCUGGAGCAGCUGGAGCAGCACAAGGAGGCACUGGAGAGGUCCUGGCAGCAGGUGCAGGAAUCACUGCAGAGAGCACAGUGGCAAGGGAAGGAGGUGGAGGCCAAAGGUCAGAGGCGCUGUGGGCUCUGUCUGGAGCAGCAGCAGCACCUGGAAGGGACAAAGCAGCAGUGGGAGCAGCUGAAAAACCUGCGCCGGGAACACAGGAGGCAGCACUGCCAGCAGCUCGAGGCCGUCAUGAAGGAGCUCAAGCACCUGCGUGUCACACACGCUCCAGCCCACGUGAAGGCUGAACUGGUGCAGCUGGAGAAGAUGGAGGAGAAGUGGCUGAGCUGGGAGCGCCGUGUGAUGGACACUGAGGAGCAGCUGGGCCCAGAGGCAUUUGUGCUCAGGCGAUUGGUGCAGCAGGAGCAGGAGGGGGUGGAGCAACAGCUGGAGGUGGAGCUGGGCCGGCAGCAGCGGAGCCUGCAGCGCCGUGACAGGUUGGCAGAGGAGCUGCAGCAGCUUCAGCGCCCCCGGGAGGCUAGCCCAGAGUGACAGAGGACGAGAUAGACACACCCCAUGGGACACCUGUGGCACCUGUGUGACACCUCUGUGUGCUACCUGUGGGCCACCUGUGUCCUGCCAUGUUCUCAUGUCCCCAUUACCCAUUGUCCUCCCACCAUGCCCAAGUCUCCCCAAGAUCCCCCAGUCCUCUCAAGUUCCCCCCAUCCACCCCAUAUUCCCCAAUUGUCCCUCAUGUCCCCAUUUCCCCCAAUGUCCCCCAUGUCCCCCAUGUCCCCCAUUUCCCCAUAUGCUCUCCCCAAUGUCCCCCAUGACCCCCAGGUCCCUCCAUGUCCCCCCGAUGUCCCGAUGUCCCCCAUGUCCCCAAUAAACGUUCUGCCACCACUGCU
Molecule: messenger RNA, 2688 nt
Organism: Serinus canaria (Common canary)
Lineage: Eukaryota; Metazoa; Chordata; Aves; Passeriformes; Fringillidae
Product: synaptonemal complex central element protein 1-like
Exons: 10
Coding region: 1478-2332 (284 amino acids)
Biological process (GO): synaptonemal complex assembly
Cellular component (GO): synaptonemal complex
Source: RefSeq, a predicted model, not a curated record